AUGGAGGACAGGCCUACCACACCCGACUCGAGUGCACCCGAGAGGCCGACAGGCGGGACACAUCCCAAUGGUCGCACCGAGAGCACGCUGCCGGCGUCACCAGCGCCCACAGACUUCCCCAGGGCCUCCCACCAUGUCCCGCCUAGUCUACGCAUCCGAGAUCGAAUUGCUCGCAAGAAGCGAGCACUGCUGCCCAUGCAGUGGCAGCAGUCCUAUAGCCUCUACACCAGCAUGUGGUUCGCUUCCCACUUCGCGGUCAUCUACACUCUGGGUCGCCUGGCCAUCGAUGAUAUCCCGACCGGUGCUGCACGGAGGCACGUAGACAACUUCUUCAGCCCUCAGGAUUGCGUGGAGUUUAUGAGGUUUACGCGAGACCAGAUCGUACUCAUGCUGGAACUGCUCAUGGUGCCUGCCAUCAUUCGGACAGAGUGUGGCUUUGUGGUGGGCGGACGAGAGGCUCUUUGCGUGCUGCUGUACCGACUUGCGUUCCCGUGCUGUUUGAAGGACAUGCGUCUGGAUUUCGGCCUGAGCGAAUCCUGUAUCUGCGAGACUUUCAACUGGAUGCUACACUUCAUGGAUUUCAAGUGGGGGUUCCUCCUCUCGCUGGACGUUCAACGGCUGGUACCAAAGCUUCGUACUUUUGCGGAGGCAGUUUACAACAAAGGUUGUCCCCUGACACACUGUUGGGCCUUCAUCGACGGAACUGUGCGCGGUAUUGCAAGGCCUAUACGCAACAAGCGCUUUUUCUACAACGGGUACAAGAGGAAGCACGCUAUCAAGUUCCAAGGAGUCGUGACGCCAGACGGGCUGUUUGUUGACCUGUACGACGCAGAGGUUGGAACGACGCACGACGGCUACUUGCUUGCGGAGUCUACACUACUUGAGAAGCUACAGACCCACAUGAACAGCCCUUCAGGCCACCCGUAUUGCGUGUAUGGUGAUCCAGCGUACGGUCAGACCGAUCACAUACAGUGCCCUUUUAGUGCAUCUGUCAAUGGCCCCCUUACGCCCGCGAUGAGAAAAUUUAACAAGAGCAUGAGCCAAUGCCGAGUGACGGUCGAAUGGGGGUUCAAGGAGAUGACUAGCAAGUGGGCCUUCGUUGACAUGAAGUGCCAGCAGAAGUUCCUGCUGAGCCCUGUAGCGACGCAGUACAAGGUAGCAACACUGUUGUCAAACUUCCACUCCUGCCUGAACGGCGGCAACCAGAUUUCACAGUACUUUGGAGUAGAGCCUCCCACGCUGGAAGAGUACCUCAAGGUGUAAGCCUCAGCGGUUUGUCAAGGA
Molecule: messenger RNA, 1284 nt
Organism: Ectocarpus sp. CCAP 1310/34
Lineage: Eukaryota; Phaeophyceae; Ectocarpales; Ectocarpaceae
Source: the annotation of a GenBank genome assembly